Oncorhynchus gorbuscha (pink salmon) is the source of this 2241-nucleotide messenger RNA. RefSeq names its product collagen alpha-1(XIX) chain-like. Lineage: Eukaryota; Metazoa; Chordata; Actinopteri; Salmoniformes; Salmonidae. Bases 197 to 2233 code for a protein of 678 amino acids. The record is from RefSeq and is a predicted model, not a curated record. The transcript has 39 exons.
CAAGGGAGAUCAGGGAUCCCCUGGGUUGCCAGGUCAGACGGGGGCUCUAGGCAAAGAGGGAAAAAGGGGUCGUCGAGGGAAGACGGGGGAACCUGGACCCAGAGGCCUGUCUGGGGCGAAGGGUGACUCUGGAAUCCCAGGAGACAAAGGAGAUCAAGGUGAUCCGGGUCAGCCUGGUGGAGACGGGGCCUCUGGGAUGAAAGGACAGAAGGGGGAAGAAGGCCAGAGAGGACCACCAGGACUGGAAAUGACAGCUCAUGGACUGAGACAUCUGUCUGGCUCUGAGGCUGAAUCAGGAGACAAGGGCCAGAAAGGAGAAAUGGGUGAUCCAGGACAAAGAGGACUCCAAGGAACACAUGGUUUCAAGGGAAGCUUAGGAAUACCAGGUCCAAAGGGAGAGCCCGGCGCAGAGGGUAAAGAAGGUCCUCGUGGACUCAUCGGACUCCCAGGGAUUGCAGGAGAGACGGGAUCGUCGGGGGACCAGGGACCACCUGGUAGAGACGGUCUGAAAGGAAACAAGGGGGACUCUGGAGAUGUGAUGGGACCCCAGGGCCUGCCUGGACCCAAGGGAGAGCCUGGAGAGCCAGUAGCUGAACAUCUGGGAGAGGGGAUGACAUCUGGACCCAGAGGAUCACGAGGGCCAAAGGGUGAGCGUGGCGUCCCUGGUGUACCAGGAGACCUAGGGGAGAAAGGAGAGCCUGGUCUGGGCGUUGAAGGACCUCCUGGCCCCAUGGGACAGAGAGGAGAGAGAGGAUUUGAGGGCCCUCGUGGACCCUCUGGUUUCUCAGGCCCUGCUGGGACCCCGGGGAGAGAGGGUUCCCCUGGUCGAGAAGGUCCCCCAGGUCCUCCUGGCCCCCCGGGUCAACCAACUGCCUUGCCAAUGGUCGGAGAUAUGAGCUCUUUACUCAAGAAUGCCUGCACCGUGUGCCAGACCAGAGUGCCAGGUCUGCCUGGGCAGAAGGGCGAGCAGGGAACCCAUGGAGCGACAGGAGUGCAAGGCAUGGUGGGAGAAAAGGGGGAUCCAGGAGUGCGAGGACCUCUCGGUAAUCCAGGGAAAGAAGGUCCAAAGGGGAUGAAAGGAGAGAGAGGAUUCCCUGGGCCUGGUGGAGACAAAGGAGACGAGGGCUCUCCUGGAGUUCCAGGCAUUCUGGGUACAACCGGCCGUACUGGAGCCCCUGGCGUCAUGGGCAGACCUGGGCCAAUGGGUCAGCCUGGAACAAAGGGAGAUCGGGGAAGUGAAGGCUCCCCUGGAAGGCCAGGACUACCAGGCCCCCCAGGUGUCCCCUAUGUGGAGGGCAAUGGGAUGAGCAGUCUGUACAAACUGCAGAGUGGAGGAGCCAUCUCAGGACCCCCUGGAGCACCAGGUGCACAAGGCCCCAAAGGAGACGAGGGAAGAGUGGGAGAUCCCGGAUCCAUGGGUUUACCUGGACUAGAAGGACUACCUGGAGCCAAGGGUGAUCUGGGGAUACCUGGAGCCCCUGGAAUACCUGGCCCUUCAGGGAAACCUGGAGCUCGUGGUGAUUCGGGUAUCCCUGGGGAACCGGGUGAGAGGGGCCCGCUGGGGGAGACAGGAUUCCCAGGACCUGAGGGACCCCAAGGUGCUCCUGGGAGGCCCGGGAAAGAUGGACUUCCUGGGUACGAGGGAGCCACAGGUAGACUAGGAGACAGAGGAUCCAAGGGAGAACGGGGGGACCCGGGGAUACCUGGAGCGAGGGGAGUCCAAGGAGAGAGGGGAAGGACAGGAGACCCAGGAAUAGUGGGACCUAUUGGGCCCCAAGGCCACCGAGGAGACCCUGGCCCCCCAGGUCCCAUAGCAUCACCAAGCCCUCUGAAUGAUGCCAACUCCAUGGAGGAAAUUAAAAUGUUUAUCCGGAAUGAAGUAUUGCGGUUGUUUGAAGAGAGACUAUCAAGCCAUGCCAUGCAGAAGACGCCGGCGGCCAUUUUAGCAGCGCAGGUUCGACAGGGUUCUCCCGGUCCCCCUGGCAACGACGGAUCCCCAGGGUCUCCAGGGGAAGAAGGCCCCCCCGGCCCUCAAGGGUACAGAGGUCAGAAAGGAGAGAGGGGUCAGCUAGGUCUGGGGAUACCAGGAGCUCCAGGUCUGGCAGGACCACCAGGUGAACCUGGAAGCAGUAUCCAGGGGCCAUCGGGCCCUUCAGGUCCCCAGGGAUCUCAUGGUAAAUGUGAUCCCAGUGACUGUCUCCAUCCAUCCUCUCACUCCAGACGGAACGGCUAGGGCCCCCC